CGGCAACUCCGGGCUGCACCGGGGGUUUCACCUGCGCUCGAGACUAUUCGUGCGCGACUCAGCGCGAGCCGCCUCCGGGCGAGGAAGCGCCGCGGUCGGAGCAGCCCCGGCAGGGUUCUCCGAGCUAGGCUUGGCUGUGUCAGCCUUUAAUUGCCUCAGCAACGAGCAGAAGACUCCUGCAGCCCCACUAAGAAGAGUUUGCCCAGCGUAAAAGGAUUUUCCCAGGUUUUCCUUUUCUGCAAGUCCUGCUUGAACCACCAAUCACUGAAGCAGGGGAGAAGCAAAGGCAGAAGCCCCCCUCCUCCCUCCCAGUGGCCACUGACCUGUGUAGCUGGGGAGGUCUAGACUAGUGGUUUUCAACUUUUUUUCAUUUGUGGACCCCUAAAACAUUUUGAAUGGAGGUGCGGACCCCUUUGAACUCUAACUGUGGGUGUUCACCUCCUUUUGAUUGAUCAUAGUCAUCUUUCGCAGACUCUUUAGACAUAGUCCGCGGAACCCUAGGGGUCCACAGACCACAGGUUGAAAUCCCCUGGUCUAGACAGUAGGGGGCAACAGUGUGUGUGUGCACUGGUUUGUGUGCAUUGUGGAAGUGGAGACAACCUCCCCACACACACAUACAUACACACUGUAGGGAAUUUUGCUGGUAGACACCCAUAUCCUCCUCCCCACUCAUACACAUACACACAUGCCCUGUAGGGGAUUUUGUGGGUGGAAGCACACCCACAAAAGGUGGACAGUGCCUUAUCACAGAACAGAGGACUGUGCAAGCACACACACUGAUUGUAGACAGUUGUGGAUUUGCACCAUGUCCAUGCACAUGGGGUAGGCAGGGGUAUACACCAUACAGAGAAAUUCACACAGAGUAGGGGCUGAAGCAUGUGUGCACAUGAUUGGGGUUAUGAACACAUACAGUAGGUGGUUGUGUAUGCACACACAUGCAAGCAGAUGGUAGAGGAUGUGUGCAUGUCUACACGCAGUAGAAGAUUGCACACAUAGCAAAGGAUGUGUGCACACAUAUGCCAACAGUAGGGGUUGUGCAUAUACACACAUGUCCACACACACAAAGGCACACGCAUCCAUUGACCCCGCUAUGAUCCCUCCUUACUGUCAUCCCUUCCCCAUUGCCCGAUGGCUCUUCCUGGCUGCCUGUGUCCAGGGCGCUGGGGCCUAUGGCUUUGCCUACUGUUCCCUGUCAUUUGAACAGCCAGACUAUGCCAGUUGCAUGGGGCGUGGUAUCGUCCAGCUGAGCCAGGCCAUUGCUUCCCUGCCCAACACCACCAAGUGGAUCAAUGCCUCCCAGAAUGCCUUGCAAGUGCUGAACUUUAGCACCUUCACCCACCUUCCCCACCUCCAGGAGCUGCGGUUGGACCAGAACCAGCUGGGCACCCUUCACCCUGGUGCCUUCCAGGGGCUGGCGGAGCUGAAGCGACUGGACCUCAGUCAGAACCGGUUGGUGUCUCUGGAGCCUGCAGUGCUGGCAGGGCUCACUGCUCUGCAGGUACUGCACCUGGGACACAAUACCCUUGCCACCCUUCAUCCUGAGAGUCUGGCCUUGCUGGGUAGCCUCCAGGAGCUCCACUUGGCCUACAACCAGCUCUCUCAGCUCCAGGACGUGGCCAUGGCCAUGCGGGGGUUGGCCAACCUGUCCCUCCUCGAUUUGGAUUCCAAUCAGAUCUCCUCACCGUGCCGGAACUCCAGCCCGGUCUCCUUGCCCUUCCUGAAGAGCCUGAACCUAAGGAGCAAUAACAUUGUCUCUCUGGACCUCACCCACUGCUCUCUGCCCAGCCUGCGGAAACUCAAUCUCACCCGCAACAACAUGACUCAGCUGGUGGCCAGCUCCUUCUAUACCGCACCAAGCCUGGAGGAGCUGACUGUGGAUGAGAACCACCUGAACAUCUCCCAACUCCUGGGGCUGUCUUUGCCCAACCUCACAGCCCUGCACUUCUCCAGCAUGCGCCCGGCACUGGAGUCCGAUGUGGGGAUGGCUUGCCAGGUCUUACAGGGCCUCCCAGCACUGAAGGUCCUGGAUAUCAAGCACUCCAAGAUCCUGUCCUCACAAGUUGCCUGGCUGGGCUCAUGUACUAACCUGACCCAGUUGGAUCUAGCCACCACCCCUUUGAGCCACAAGGACAAAAUUAACUUCCAUACCUUUCGCAGCCUGGAGUUCCUCUCGCUGGACAAGUGCAAGAUCCAGCAGUUCAGUGGUAGCCAGUGGGGGGAGGGCCUGGCUCAGCUCCACACACUGAUUCUGCGGCGUAACCUCCUCACCAAGCUGGUGAAUGGCCUUUUCAAGGCCCUGCCCAAUCUGACCUUCCUGGACCUAUCCCGGAACCGCCUGACCUACGUCUACAAGAAAAAUUUCCUGGGCAUGGCCUCCCUGAGGACCCUGCUUCUCCAAGGCUGCCAACUGGCCUCGGUCACCCGCAACACCUUUGUCUAUGCCCGUAAGAUGGUGUUCCUGGACCUGAGAGACAACAGCCUCCUCUACCUGAAGACCUAUGCCUUCCAGCCCCUCAACCACCUUCAGACCCUACUGCUGUCUAGCAACAGGAUCCUCACCAUUCAGAAACAGGCCUUUACAGGCCUCACCUCCCUUCGGCAACUCUCCCUGGCCCAUAAUUACCUCUACAAGGUCUCCAAGGGCUCCUUCCUUGGCCUCAAGGCCCUGGAGGUGCUGGACCUCAGUCACAACCGUCUGUUCUCUUAUAACAAGCAAGACUUGUCUGCCCCCUUCACCUAUCUCCUCAGCCUCCGUACCCUUGACAUCAGCUCCCAGGAUCCCAAGCCUCCCAUUGAGCUCCCAGUCAACCUCUUCCAAGGCCUCCCUAAGCUCCAGAACCUCAGCUUGAGGGAAAACCCCAGCUCCGCCUUCUUCAACCUCUCUUUGGCCCCGCUGGCUGGACUCCAAUUCCUGGAUCUCUCUGACAUCUAUCCUAAAAGGGGAGAUCCCUUCUGCCUCCACUUAGGGCUGUUCCAGGGGCUGGGCCACCUGCGAUGGCUCAGGAUGGAUGGCAGUUCCCUCAGAGACCUGCCCUUGGACAUCUUCUCUGGCAUGGAGUCUCUGGAGGGGCUGUCAGUACGGGAAAACAAGCUGAGGAACCUCAGCCAGGCCCUGCUGGGUAACCUGACUAUGUUGCGGUACCUGGACGUCUUCAACAACCCCUUGGCCUGCUCCUGUGAGAACGCCUGGUUCCAGAACUGGUCUGUCAGUGACCCUGAUGUCCAAAUUCCCUUGCUUGGUUCCUACACCUGCUUGGGCCCAGGGCUGAGUGAGAUGGGCUUUGAGAAGAUGGAUCUGACCUUCUGUAGGGUGGACAUAGCCAUCUUCUUCUUCCUGGUAGCCUUUUUUGCCACCUUUCUGACGAUGCUGGGCUCUGUGGCAAAGGCCAAGAUGGGCUGGACACUGAGGCACAGCUUCUACCUGCUCUGGGCCUGGGGCAGGGGCCGGCUGCAGAGGCACCGCCAGGCCUAUCAGUAUGAUGCCUAUAUCUCAUGCUGCACCCAGGAUGAACCAUGGGUGGUGGAGAAGCUGCUGGUGGAGCUGGAGGAGGGACAGCCCCAGUACCAGCUGUGCUUUGGGCCCAGGGACUUUGCACCGGGUGCCUACUACCUGGACAAUGUCCAGAAUGGUGUCAGCAGCAGCCGCAAGACGCUGUGCGUGGUGAGCAGGAACUACUUGGAGAGUGAAUGGUGCUCCCUGGAGAUGCAGUUAGCCUGCUCCCAGACCUACUACCAGGGGCACGACCCCCUGGUGGUGGUCUUCUUGGAGGAGAUCCCCAACUACAGGCUCACCCCCUACCAUCGCCUGAGGAAGCUGUUGAAGCAGAACAGCUACCUGCACUGGCCGGAGGAACCUGAUGCUGAAGAUAUGUUCUGGACCCAGCUGCGGGAGGCCUUGGAUGCUGGUGGCAGCACCAAUAAGCUCCAUCAGUUCAAUGUGAUAGAGUAGCCUGGACCAGGCCAAGCCAAGCUGCUGGGAUGGGGGCAGAGGGGGUCAGAGGAGAGCCCCAUUGCUGGUGGGCUGAGAAAGGGAUCAAGACCCCUUGGGGAGCAGAGUGGCUCCGCUCCAUCCAGCAGGAGGUGAGGAUGUGUGCAUGCACGCAUGCACAUAUGCUGACACACACAGAAGGACUUGUAUGGCAGGGACACACACACACACACACAGUUAGGCAGUUCUGAUCCCCUCCAGUAGAGAGCAGCAUUUUACACACACCCCCCCCACCCCCCCCCCCUCCCGCCCCCGCUUGUGGUGGCAGGGACGUGCGCGCACACAGCUGGGCAGUUCUGAUCUCUUCCAGUAGAGGGCACCAUUUUACACGCACUUACACACACACACUCACACAGAUGACUUAUAGCGGCAGGGACACACACAGGGCUAGGGAACUCUGUUCUGUAUGCAACACUGUACAGAGCACACCUUUGAAA
Alligator sinensis (Chinese alligator) is the source of this 4425-nucleotide messenger RNA. RefSeq names its product toll-like receptor 13. The transcript is spliced from 3 exons. Gene Ontology annotation, cellular component: extracellular matrix. The record is from RefSeq and is a predicted model, not a curated record. Bases 956 to 3949 code for a protein of 997 amino acids. Lineage: Eukaryota; Metazoa; Chordata; Crocodylia; Alligatoridae. Gene Ontology annotation, molecular function: protein binding. Gene Ontology annotation, biological process: signal transduction.